Molecule: messenger RNA, 159 nt
Organism: Plasmopara halstedii
Lineage: Eukaryota; Oomycota; Peronosporomycetes; Peronosporales; Peronosporaceae
Exons: 2
Coding region: 1-159 (52 amino acids)
Source: RefSeq, a predicted model, not a curated record
AUGAUGAAAUAUUUGGUUCUGGAGGAUCUAGGAGGAUGCGUUUCACUGGACAUAACAGGAUGUACAGGACUAGAAAGUAACACCAUUAUCUCUACGGUGAGGGCCGCAAUUAUAAGUAAGGUCAUGAAUACAUUUGAAGAGAGAAGCUUGGCAUAUUAA